CAGCGCGUUUUCUCAUGAGCCGCGGAGCGGGCGAGGAGUUGGCGGGGUCGCGGUGGCGGGAGCCGGGCCUGGACCGGGAGCCGCAACCGGAGCCGGCCGAGCCGGGCCCCGAGGAGCGGAUCGCCGCUCGCCGCCGCCGCAUCGCCGCCCGCCUCGAUGCACAGCGCCGGCAAGCCCUUGGAGAAAAUGAGGAGCCAGAGGAGGAGGCUGAAGAGGUGGGAGAGGAGAGAAGCAGCCACAAGCAGGUUGAGGAGAGCCGGCAGAAGCUGGCCAAGCUGCUCUUUGAAGGCACGCGGUUGGUGACAGAUAUCCAGGUGGCUGCUGACUUGAGGGAAACACAGAGGAGAGCAGAACAGGCCGAGCUGAAGCUACAGAGGGUGGAGAAGCUGGAGAAUGAAGCCAGGACCAGUGCCGACAAGUUUGAGGAGAUCACCUCGAAGUGGGCCUUGGCCAAGGACAUGACAAUCCCUCAGGAGCUGUGGCAGCUGCUGAACCAACAGCAGCAGCUGUGCACGCAGCUUCUGGAGGAGAAGAACAAGCUCAUUGGUGAACUGCAGCAGGAGCUGAAAAACAAAGAUGAGCAAUACGUGCAAACCAUUAAGAAGCAGUCAGAUGACAUCCACCUGCUUUUGGAGAGAAUGGAGGAGCAGAUCAGGAUGAUGUUGAAAACUUACCGUCACAACAUCCAUCAGAUUGAGAAAGCUUUUGAGCUCGAACGGCGAGAGCUGCUGGACAACAACAGGAAGAAGUGGGAGGAGGCCAUCCAAACCCUCAACACAAAACAGCUGGAAUACCUGCAUGCCCGUGUGAAGAAGGUGGAAGAGUUUGAGAAACAGCUGAAUCAGCUGCGAGUGCAGGAUGAGGAGGAGUAUAACAGCAUGAAGAUUCAUCUGGAGAGUGAUGUGCAGAACCUGGAGAGGCAGCUCCAGCAUAUGAAAGCUGUCUAUUUGGUGAACCAGGAGAAGCUGGAAUACAACUUUCAGGUGCUUAAGAAGCAGGAUGAGGAGAACACCAUCAUCAGAUCACAACAGAAGAGGAAGCUCAACCGGCUCCACAGCUUACUCAAUAAUCUGAGAACAAAACUGGUCAAACAAGAGAAGCAGUUCAGAGAGGAGAACCAGAGCCUUGCAGCUGACUGCGAGCGCAUCACGGGACAGUGCAAGGAGGUGCAGAGGAGGAUGAGGCACUUUGCAGCCAGUGAUGCUGAGAAGUUCAUGAAGGUCUGGCUUAUGAACGAGGAGGAAGCCAAAGGGUUAAUGAGGAAAGCCCUGGAUGCUGAUCGCAUCAUUCACACCCAGCAACUGGGGCUGCCCUGGGAAGAGCCUCAUUACUGGUUCCUCAACAACAUCGGCCCCUUCAGGCAUUACAAGGCAAAGAGGGUGGCGACCAAGUUGGCUGCAGAGGUCCUGACAGAGAGCACCAGUGGGGCACAGGAGAAGAAAGAGAAGGAGAAGGAAGAAGUGGGCAGCGGAGAAGGCCAAAAAGAAAACACAGCAAAGGCUGGGGAUACAGCCACACCUCUGCAAAAUAUCUCCAAGAAGACUGCCAAGAGGAUCCUGGAGCUUGUGAGCGAUGAGUCGGGUUUCCUCAUUGAGAGAAAGCUGCUGAAGCCUCUGCGUGCACUGGGAAAGCAUGAAUGCACCCUCUUGAGGCUUGACUCCAUCUUUUCAGCCCUUGAGAUUGACAGUGAGGAUGACCUGUACCAGCUGGUGGAUUUCUUCUUGAAGUACAAAGCCAAGGAAGGAGCUCUCAGCCAGAGCCAGGGAAGCCCAGGUGGAGAAGAUGUCACAGACAUGGGUGAGGACAGAGCAGAUGGUGAAUGCAGUGCCCAGAGUGAUGAGCUCAAAUCCUCUCAGAGACCACUGGGCUCCCUUCCAUCUGUGUACAUCCGUGCUGAUGACGUCCUAAAGAUCCUGAAAGCAUUUGUGCAGGAUUUUCGCAAACUGAGGGAGGAGGACAGUUCUGCAAAGGAGGUGCUACAGGAACGAGACAGCUCUAAGGAUGGGGAGUACUGGGAAGCCUUGGCACACGUUAUCCCAGAGCCAACAAUGAAGCUGUGGGACGCUCUGGCGGUGGCACUGGAGAAAUAUUACAACAUCCUCACACGGAGGGCCAACCUGCUCGCUGAAGUAGCUGUCCUACAGCAGCAGAAUUCUGAGCUAAGCCUGAUGCUGGAGCAGUUCAUCAACUCCAGGGUAAACAGCAUGCUGCACUCCCCUCCUGUGCAUCAGAUGGACCUGAACCUGCCUUGUCCUGAAGAACCUCGAUGAAUGCAUGGAUCCAGGGCUCAGCUUUUCUCUGCCACAAGCUGAAGCUGUGUCUGAAGCCAGGACUUGCCGUCAAGGCCUAAUAAACCUCUCCCAAACUUGAGCCAGGAGUGUGUGUAUAACCUCCAAAUAGCACUCUAAAGCCUCUGAAGAUGCUGGGUUGCAGCAGGGAUGUGGCACUGUCCCAACCCAAGAACUGCCUGCAGCAUGUCCGAGCCAGGACCCCUCUCAUCUUUCCACUUUGCGAGCUCUCAGCAGUGCUCUUGGGCAGAGUCUCACCCCCACUGCCUGCCCGCUGGCCUGGGGAAGAAGCUGGAACUGUCCCUGCCACAGCUUCUGGGCAGGCAGCAGGACAUGGGGGCUCUGCUGGCCCCAUGGUGGCAUCAGCCCCAUUGUUUUCCCCUCUCUGUGUCACCAUACAGGUUGUUGCAGGGACCCACGUCAGCGUAACCACCAGCAUUGUGGUGUUUGAAAAAGCCACCUUUCUCUAUCUGCUUUUGCACUUUAUUCCAUUCUUUUGCUUCCUUUUGUCUCCCUGGACUCCUCUCGGACAACUCACCCCUCAAUUAUUUUUCCAUUAUUAUCCCAGCUCUGCUACAUCUGGACCCAAAUUCUGCACUUCUGGGGCACAGUUGGCCCAAAGCACUGCUACAGCAGGAUUGUCCCAAUGAGGGCUGUCACGUCCCUCCCUCCCCCACGGUUAUGUCUCAUUCCCAGCAGUGCUUUCCUGCCCAGCUUUAUCUUUAGCCUUGACUCCUUCAACACAGCACCUGCAGUUUCUCUCUGUCUUUGCUGCACACCGCAGCAAAACAACACCAUCAU
Molecule: messenger RNA, 3089 nt
Organism: Lagopus muta (rock ptarmigan)
Lineage: Eukaryota; Metazoa; Chordata; Aves; Galliformes; Phasianidae
Gene: DRC1
Product: dynein regulatory complex subunit 1
Exons: 17
Coding region: 15-2270 (751 amino acids)
Biological process (GO): axonemal dynein complex assembly; regulation of cilium movement; cilium-dependent cell motility
Cellular component (GO): axonemal dynein complex; axoneme
Source: RefSeq, a predicted model, not a curated record